Messenger RNA from Ostertagia ostertagi, 381 nucleotides. Lineage: Eukaryota; Metazoa; Nematoda; Chromadorea; Rhabditida; Trichostrongylidae. The record is from the annotation of a GenBank genome assembly.
AUGUCUCGACCGGGAAGGAAGACGACCGCGGAUCGGACUCCUAGCUCAAGGGACCAACGUUUAUUUGCUAGUAUUCAAAGCACGUUAAAUGGCAGUGGAGUGUCGACAACUACUCCAAGUUCACGUAAACAAAAGGCAAAGCAAAAAGUUAACGAACCGAUUGAGGAACUUAAUGAUCUUGACGCUAUCAUCACGCAAAUAUCGGAUCUCAAGAUACGUUCGGAUCGGUCGGCCUUGCAGAUAAAGAGAAAUAUAUCAGCAUGCGGAUUCUUAAGUCAGAUGAGUGAAGAUGAUUGGAAUGAAAUAUGCAAAAGCCUUGUCGGAACAGCACUGACAGAUGGAGAAACUGACUUUGUGGUUGACCUCUUCAUUCCUUUGAUG